GUGUCCAGUGCCUGUGUAGCCCUGUCACUGGGAGCUCUCCUAGUCCUUCCACAAGGUCUGGGGGUCGCCUGCCCCAUUGCUUCCUCCGGAGAAGCGAGGCCAGUAGUUCUGUAGAUCUGUUCUCCUGUUCAGUCACAGUCCCUCCUUUGACUUCGUAUUUAUGCUUUCAGAUUGCAGUACUGAGAAGUCUUAUCCCGAGGAACACAUUUAUGACAGUUGGGAUCACAGGCAGCAAUACCAAACAAUUGUGCUGGUGAUGUUUCUCGGUCUCCACAGUGUGGAGGGCCCUGUGAUGAGAUACUAGAAAGAAACUGGAAUGUCUCUGAAGGUGAGAGCCUGGUACAGCCCCUCUACUGGAAGGAUGACGUCACACCAGUGACCAUGUUCCUUAAGGGCCCCUUAGGGGAGAAGGGUCUGAUUUGUAACGGCUUUGACAAAAACUUCCGUUUGAGCCCAAGUCCGUUAGUGUGUCAGGGAGUCUCUACAGAAGAGAGGCCACAUCCUGACUACACUCCAGAGAACUUGGAGCACAGUAGAGACCUAACUGGCCAGGAGAGGCUUCCUACACUUGAAAGCCCAUUCAUAUGUGCUGGGUGUGGGAGGACAUUCAGAGGAAGCCUUGACCUUGUUCAGCAUCAGAGAGCCGACUUUGGAGGGAAGUCUCUCGUGUGUUCUGAAUGUGGAAAAUCCAUUAGCCAGAACUCAAGCCUUAAAGAACACCAAAAGUCCCACAUGAUUGAGAAGCCUUAUGAAUGCAAUGAGUGUGGAAAGGCUUUCAGGCGGCGCUCGAACCUCAUCCAACAUCGAAGAAUCCAUUCUGAAGAAAAACCAUAUGUCUGCAACCCGUGUGGGAAAGCCUUCAGGCGGAGCUCAAACCUCAAUAAACACCACAGGACUCACACGGGUGAGAAGCCUUUCGAGUGCAACGAGUGUGGUAAAGCCUUCAGCCAGAGUGCACACCUCAGGAAGCAUCAGAGGGUUCACACCGGAGAGAAACCUUACAAGUGUAAUGACUGUGGCAGGCCAUUCAGUCGUGUCUCAAACCUCAGCAAGCACCACCGGGUGCACACCGGAGAGAAACCUUACCAGUGCAGCGACUGCGGGAAGGCCUUUAGCCAGAGUUCUAGCCUGACUCAGCACCGGAGAAUUCACACUGGAGAGAAGCCUCAUGUGUGCAGUGUGUGUGGGAAGGCCUUCAGUUACAGUUCCGUGCUCAGGAAGCACCAAGUAAUUCACACGGGAGAAAAGCCGUAUGGGUGCAGUAUCUGUGGGAAGGCCUUCAGCCACAGCUCAGCCCUCAUCCAGCAUCAAGGUGUGCACACUGGAGACAAGCCCUAUGAGUGCCACGAGUGUGGGAAGACCUUCAGCCGAAGUUCCAACCUCAUCCUUCACCAUCGAGUCCACACUGGAGAAAAACCUUAUGAAUGUCCUGAAUGUGGAAAAACCUUCAGCCAGAGCUCAACCCUCAUCCAGCACCAGAGGAUUCACAAUGGCUUAAAACCUCAUGAGUGUAACCAGUGUGGCAAAGCCUUCAACCGAAGCUCAAAUCUUAUCCACCACCAGAAAGUUCACACUGGGGAGAAGCCCUACACCUGUGUCGAAUGUGGCAAGGGCUUCAGCCAGAGCUCACAUCUCAUUCAACAUCAGAUAAUCCACACUGGGGAGAGGCCCUAUCAGUGCAGUGAGUGUGGAAAGACCUUUAGUCAGCGUUCCGUCCUCAGCCAGCACCAAAGGGUUCACACUGGAGUGAAGCCUUAUGGCUGCUCUACCUGUGGGAAAUUGUUCAGCCAGCGGUCAAAGUGGGCCAAACACCAGUUAAUCCAUGCAGCAGAGUAGCCUGGAGGCUGGGAGGAGUAUAGCGAGCCAUGGUUCCUCCCUGAUUCUUCCCCUUCCUAGACCUGAAGCCAGGCUCACUGUGUUUUAUGCCCAGUUGCCACAAAACCGGGAGCCCUCCUUUGUAACGACCUGCAAGGCUCUCUUUGCCGGUGGCUGCCGACCCGUGUGACCGCUCAUCUGCAUUGUGUCAUUUUUAUGGUUUGAAAGCAGACUCAUGUUGGUUAGAAGGAAAAGAUGACAAGACUUUCACGUUCUCAGUUUAUUAUUGUAAUCAAAAGGAACAAAAAUAGGUAAUGUGACCGUUGGCUGGAAAGUACCUCAGUAAUCCUUCGUUUAGCAUUUAGUCAUAGGGAGUGAGUUCUGAUUUAGUGUUUAUUACUGAUAUUUUGUUUACGUAAGACCGAUGUGAGGGUUUUUCACCAAUUGCCAUCCUCUCUGGAGGUAUUUCUCCACUUCCUUUCCCCUCCCAUCCUGUGUCUUACUCCAGAUCUUCCUGUGGUCCUGUUUUUAUCAUGUCUUCAGUCGGUAUUGAGUGUUGCCAUACAUACCACGUGCCCCACAAAGCUGCUUUCUUACAGAACCUGGGACCACCAGCCCAGGGGUGGCCCCAUCCACAAUGGGCUGGGCCCCUCCACAUCAAUCACUAAGAAAAUGCCCUAUAGUCUUGCCUACUGCCUAAUCUUAUGGAGGCAUUUUUCCAGUUGAGACUCCUUCCUCUCCUGACUCUAGCUUGUGUCAAGUUGACAUGAAACUAGCCAGCACAGACUCUUGUCUCAAAAGUAAAUAAAAAGACAGAUAGGUGAAAUUAA
Molecule: messenger RNA, 2645 nt
Organism: Peromyscus eremicus (cactus mouse)
Lineage: Eukaryota; Metazoa; Chordata; Mammalia; Rodentia; Cricetidae
Gene: Znf16
Product: zinc finger protein 16
Exons: 1
Coding region: 382-1836 (484 amino acids)
Biological process (GO): regulation of transcription by RNA polymerase II
Molecular function (GO): DNA-binding transcription factor activity; RNA polymerase II cis-regulatory region sequence-specific DNA binding
Source: RefSeq, a predicted model, not a curated record